Molecule: messenger RNA, 5712 nt
Organism: Trichechus manatus latirostris (Florida manatee)
Lineage: Eukaryota; Metazoa; Chordata; Mammalia; Sirenia; Trichechidae
Gene: ATP13A3
Product: ATPase 13A3
Exons: 26
Coding region: 2543-5275 (910 amino acids)
Biological process (GO): polyamine transmembrane transport; intracellular calcium ion homeostasis
Cellular component (GO): late endosome membrane
Molecular function (GO): P-type ion transporter activity; ATP hydrolysis activity; ATPase-coupled monoatomic cation transmembrane transporter activity
Source: RefSeq, a predicted model, not a curated record
GUUCUUUUAAUUGAGAAUCCAGCUGAGGAGAACCGGCAUGAGAUGAACAAAUAUUCACCGACUCAAUCACAACAGAUUCGUUAUUUCACCCACCAUAGCGUAAAGUAUUUCUGGAAUGAUAGCCUUCACAAUUUUGAUUUCUUAAAGUAAGUGUUUCUCUUUCAUUUGGAUUAUAUUAUCAACUUAAAUAUUUAAGAUAGAAAAUAAUUCAUUUGAGUAUCAUAUAAAAUUAAAGAGGUUUUUACUACAUAGGCUUUAUUCACUUAUUAACAACUCCAUGAAGACUCAUUAACCAUUUUAAAAAUAAAUCCCAGCUGAACUUGUACUUUGGCAGAUAUUUACAUAAAAGUUAGAAGCAGCGUGAUCCCCAAAUUACAUUAUAUCUACCUACUCUGAGUCUGAGUCUUUUUCUCUUCGAGGCUUCACCUCAAAGUGAGUUUUCAGUACACCUUGUAGCCUCUGUUUUAAGUCAGAGAAUCUGAAUUACCACCUCCAAAUUUGCUGACAGUUCCGUCCAAUUGUACAUGAGGGAUGGAUUAAUAGAAAAGCAGAAACUUAAUUUUAUUGUGUGGAUAAAGAUGGGUCAUUGUCAAAGCAUCAGGCCUUUGGGUAGGCCAAAUUAAAGUACUGUAGUUUCUUAAAAUUUAUUUUUGGUGGAGGGUUCAAGUUAUAUAUGUACUAAAUUAUUUAGAAUUCAAUUUAUUGCUAUUGUUAAGUGAUUAAAUAAUCAUUCAUUAAGUAUCAUUGCUUUAGACUGACAGAGUCAUUCUUAACACUAGCAGUAAAAACAAAAUCACCUUAUGAACAUUUAAAAUAUUCGUGGCUGGGUUCUUCCUCAGACAUACUAGAGAACUGGAAUAUUCUGCAAUGGGGCUGGGCAUUUCUACUUGCCAAGUUCUGAAAACCAUUCCUGUUUAAGAACCAUUGACUUAAGAAGACCGCCUAAGAGCUGCCAUUUUGUUUAAAAUUAAAAAAAAAAAAAAAAGACUCGGAGCUGAUCCCUGAUACCUUCUUGAGAAAUCACCGGCCUCAGUGGGAAAAAUAUGUCAAACAUAGUUGCUGCACGGCCUUUGCCAGCCAUAGAAACUUGUAAAAUUUAUGAUUAUUCAGAUUAAUAAAAUUAACCAGUUCAUUAUGGAGCUUAGCUUUCCUGUCAGAGUAGAAUAGGAUUGGAUCUAAAUGAUGUGUCAGGUUCUCUUUGCUUUAGAGUUCUAUGAUUAGUAUCUCACUGAAAUAAACAUAAGAUAUUUUGGGGAAGGAUAAAUAUGAAUUCUGUUAGAAUUGUUAGAUUUUAGACAUUGCCUAUGACUCAUAAAUUUGGUACUUGUGACCUCGGUAUGAUCUUUGCAUUAAGAUCAGAGAACAGAUUGCAUUGAUGUUUUUGUGGAAUUAAAAGAAAAAGUAAUGAAAAGGAUUUCUUAGUUUGAAACUUACAGAAUUGAAAAAGGGAAGCUAUAUGAAGUAAAAAUGUUUUUGUCUUUGUUUUGGAUUUCUCAAGUUAGUUAUUCUUUACCUUUCAUUGUAUUAGUUUGAUUAUUAGCUUUUACAGCUUUGACAAAACCUUAAGCAAGGAUAAUAACAUUACUGCAUAAGCUUGAGUGUUUAGAGCUGUCUCAUCAUAGGAUAGAUAUAUUGGAUAACUUAGAAGUUGCGGUGUUUGAGAGUUAAAUAAACUUCAUUAUUGUUUAUUUUGGUAAUUUGCGAUGUUAAAAUUCUCAUGCGUUAUCUCUAAAUUUUUAAGGGUUUCUGUUUAUAAGGAAAUCAUAUUUUAAAAUCAGGCAUAUAGAAAAAAGUGAAGCAUUAAGAAAUUUGGAUAUUUUAAACUUUGUUUAAAGUAAAACUUUGGAUUUAUUUAGGGGACUGGAUGAAGGUGUUUCUUGUACGUCAAUUUAUGAAAAGCAUAGUGCAGGACUGACAAAGGGGAUGCAUGCCUACAGAAAGUUGCUUUAUGGAAUAAACGAAAUUUCUGUGAAAGUGCCUUCUGUUUUUAAGCUUCUAAUUAAGGAGGUAAGACUGUUGUAUGUAACUCAACACUUGUGACCAAUAUAUCUGUCCAUUUGGAAAGAGCCAUGACUUAAGUAAUGAGAAGACAUCUCAGUUUUCUAUUUCUUAGCCUCUCUUUGUUUAUUUCUUGCUUGGAAGGUAAAGGUCAAAACUGUGGUAGAGAAUUUUUUGGCAUGAAUUACCUUUUUGUUUUGCCUAAUUUUUUUGCUUUAUUUUUUUUUUUAAAAACUCUCAAGAAGUUACAUGUCUAAAUCUUGCCCAAUCUCACAGCUGUAUACACCUGUCUCUGUUUUUUAACAACUUACCAUGUUGUCUUCUUCAUGUGGUAUUUUGUGGUACACUGGUAAAGACUAAACAUUGGACCAGAACGGUGGAAUAUAAAAUAACGACCUGAUGAUUGACUUUGAGGAGCUUGGACUUUUAGUCCGGGAGGAAAGCAUGUUCCAUUGUUCUCAACCCAUUUUACAUUUUCCAACUGUUCAGUAUUAUUCUGUGGUGCACCAAUGAGUACUAUUACUACGCUAUAGCCAUUGUGAUUAUGUCUGUCAUAUCAAUUGUAAGCUCACUAUAUUCCAUUAGAAAGCAUUAUGUUACGUUGCAUGAUAUGGUGGCAACUCACAGUACCGUGAGAGUGACAGUUUGCAGAGGAAGUGAAGAAUUAGAAGAGAUCUUUUCCACAGACCUUGUGCCGGGAGAUAUCAUGGUGAUUCCACUAAAUGGGAUAGUCAUGCCUUGUGAUGCAGUGCUUAUUAGUGGGACUUGCAUUGUAAAUGAAAGCAUGUUAACAGGAGAAAGUGUUCCAGUGACAAAGACUAAUUUGCCAAAUCCUUCAGUGGACAUAAAAGGAGCGGGAAAUGAGAUAUAUAGUCCAGAAACACAUAAACGACACACCUUGUUUUGUGGGACUACUGUUAUUCAAACUCGUUUCUACACUGGAGAACUUGUCAAAGCUGUAGUAGUUAGAACAGGAUUUAGUACUUCCAAAGGACAGCUUGUUCGUUCCAUACUGUAUCCCAAGCCAACUGAUUUUAAACUCUACAGAGAUGCCUAUUUGUUUCUCCUAUGUCUUGUGGCAGUGGCUGCCAUUGGAUUUAUCUACACUAUUGUCAAUAGCAUUUUAAAUGAGGUAGAAGUGAAGGAAAUAAUUGUUGAGUCUCUUGAUAUCAUUACAAUUACUGUGCCGCCUGCACUUCCGGCCGCAAUGACUGCUGGUAUUGUGUACGCCCAAAGAAGAUUGAAAAAAGUUGGUAUUUUCUGUAUCAGUCCCCAAAGGAUAAAUAUCUGUGGACAGCUGAAUCUCAUUUGUUUUGACAAGACUGGAACUCUUACUGAAGAUGGUUUAGAUCUUUGGGGGAUUCAACGAGUGGAAAAUACACGUUUUCUUUUGCCAGAAACAAACGUUUGCAAUAAGAUGUUGGUAAAAUCCCAGUUUGUUGCUUGUAUGGCUACUUGUCAUUCACUUACAAAAAUUGAAGGAGUGCUCUCUGGUGAUCCACUCGAUUUAAAAAUGUUUGAAGCUAUUGGAUGGAUUCUGCAAGAAGCCACUGAAGAGGAAACAGCACUUCAUAAUCAAAUUAUGCCCACUGUGGUUCGCCCUCCAAAACAGUUGCUUCCUGAAUUCACACCUACAGCAAACCAAGAAAUGGAGCUGUUUGAACUUCCAGCUAAUUAUGAGAUAGGGAUUGUUCGCCAGUUCCCAUUUUCUUCGGCUUUGCAACGUAUGAGUGUGGUUACAAAGGUGCUUUGGGAUAAGAAGAUGGACGCCUACAUGAAGGGGGCACCCGAGGUCAUCGCCAGUCUCUGUAAGCCUGACACAGUGCCGGCUGAUUUUGAAAAAGUUCUAGAAAAAUACACUAAAGAGGGCUUCCGUGUGAUUGCUCUUGCCCACAGAAAAUUGGAGUCGAAACUGACAUGGCACAAAGUACAGAACGUCAACAGAGAUACCAUCGAAAACAACAUGGAUUUUCUGGGAUUAAUUGUAAUGCAAAACAAAUUAAAGCAAGAAACCCCUGCAGUGCUGGCGGCUCUGCAUAACGCUGACAUUCGUACAGUCAUGGUCACAGGUGACAACAUGUUGACUGCUCUCUCCGUGGCUAGAGACUGUGGGAUGAUUCUUCCUCAGGAUAAAGUUAUUAUUGCUGAAGCAUUACCCCCAAAGGAUGGAAAAGUUGCCAAGAUAAAUUGGCAUUAUGCAGACACCGUUAGCCAGUGCAGUAGUUCGUCGGCAAUUGACUCGGAGGCUAUUCCAGUGAAGCUGGCCCACGACAGCUUAGAGGACCUUCGGGUGACUCGUUAUCAUUUUGCAAUGAAUGGAAAAUCAUUUUCGGUGAUACAGGAGCAUUUUCAAGACCUCGUUCCUAAGCUGAUGUUGCAUGGCACCGUGUUUGCUCGUAUGGCACCUGAUCAGAAGACACAGUUGGUAGAAGCAUUACAAAACGUAGAUUACUAUGUAGGGAUGUGUGGUGAUGGUGCAAAUGAUUGUGGUGCUUUGAAGAGGGCACAUGGAGGCAUUUCCUUGUCUGAGCUUGAGGCUUCGGUGGCAUCUCCAUUUACCUCCAAAACGCCUAGUAUUUCCUGUGUGCCAAACCUUAUCAGGGAAGGCCGUGCUGCUCUCAUAACUUCGUUCUGUGUAUUUAAAUUUAUGGCUUUGUACAGCAUUAUCCAGUACUUCAGUGUUACUCUGCUGUAUUCCAUCUUAAGUAACCUAGGAGACUUCCAGUUUCUCUUCAUUGACCUGGCAAUCAUUUUGGUAGUAGUUUUCACAAUGAGUUUAAAUCCGGCCUGGAAGGAACUUGUGGCACAAAAACCACCUUCGGGUCUCAUAUCCGGGACCCUCCUCUGCUCCGUUUUGUCUCAGAUUAUCAUCUGCAUUGGAUUUCAGUCCUUGGGGUUCUUCUGGGUCAGGCAACAACCGUGGUAUGAACAAUGGCAUCCACAGUCUGAUGCUUGUAAUACAACAGGAGGCCUCUACUGGAACUCUUCACAUUCUGACAAUGUAACCGAACAUGAUGAGCAUAAUAUACAAAAUUAUGAGAAUACUACAGUGUUUUUUAUCUCCAGUUUUCAGUACCUCAUAGUGGCUAUUGCCUUUUCAAAAGGAAAACCCUUCCGGCAACCUUGCUACAAGAAUUAUAGUGUGUGUACCAAAUCAGUGGCGUAUAAUUAUGCUUACCAUUGUUGCUGCCAAUGCCCUUGUGUCUUUCCUGGUGGAGGUAAGCACUUCAGAUGCUCAGAUGACUAUCUUGCUGUUUUGGGAUUCUUAGCAACUUAAUGGUAGUUGGGAAACAGGACAGGUAAUAUUAUGGAAACCCACAAACAGUCUCAUUUUAGCCAAAUUCAUUUAGCUGAUAGUAGUUAAUAUGAAAGGGUAUGACUUUCAUGAGCUGAUAGUAGUCACCUUAAAAGGUAUGACUUAGCUGCACUCAGGCAGAUAGGACAUAAUAAGCAGUGAGAUGGCAAAAAAUAGUGAUUGGAGGAGAAAAGAGAAGCUUGGUGCCCAUAAAUUGGUGAACCAGUACCCUGAAACCAGAGCAGACAUCUGCUACCCAUGUCUUAUGAUAUACAGUAAACCUCCCGUUUAAGGAAGGAAUGAUUAACGAAUACUAAUAACAAGAACAGGAGCCCUGGUGAUCCAGUGGUUAAGCUGCUAACUGAAGGGUCGGUGGUUCGAAGCCACCAGCCGUUCCACUGGAGAAAGAUGUGGCAGUC